CGGGAGCCUCCCGCGCGGCCGCGGCGCCCGCCACCCACGCACCCACCGCGCGGCGCGCGCUCCAGCGCCAACCGCCGGCAGCUCCUGGCCCCGCGCCGCCGGGCCCGUCAGCCGGGCUCGCCACGAAGUUAUCUGAGGUCACAGGGGGCCCAGAAGUCGAGGAUUCUUCUUCUGACUUAUUGUUAGAAGGCCAUCAGCAGCCCAGCACCCCACCACCACGCCUGCCUCCUUCGCCUCGCCCCAUCUCACAUCGGCAUUUUAUCAUCUCACAGCGUCACGAGAAGGGCAUUCCAUAACUCACUAUUGCUUGGACCCCAAAGGACAAUUCAGGAGUACAAUUAAGAUUUGUCUGACUGUAGAACAGCAGGUUCCCUUCAGUCAACUGCUUUCUUAGUAGAAGCACAGAACUUACUUCAAACAUUGAACGAUGAAUCAGCACCUGCCAAAUUUUUGAGACAGCUCGCCGGCUUAGAGGAAGGCUCAUCUAAAUAAAGGCCGGCUAAAGUGACGUCGCAGGGACUUAAUCCUUCUCAGGCAGCCCGGCAGGCAGCCCGUGUGACCAGAAGGCAGAUUUGCAAGUUUCUUCUUUCCUGGGGUUCAGAUCAUUGGGCCCCGGGGGGGGGGGCCCUGCAACUCUCCAGCAGGAAAAGUGCAAAAUGAAGGGGGUCGGAGCUGAAGGCCAGCAGCAGGGACCUGGGGGCCUCCGAGGGGCCCUUACACACCAGAGUGGAAGAUUCUCAGGCCGUCAAAGGAAAUAGCAAACUGGAGCCUUUGUCUCGGGUGCGGGCACCUACCACAGAGCAUCAGACCGCAUGGGCCGCUGGACGGUUCCUGGAGCCCAGACAGGAAAGCGGUGAUGGUGACUGGGUGUGUGCCCGCCGGACCGCGAGCGCUGGGCCGUGCACCGUGAAGAAGCGGUGGGAUGUCCGCAGUGAGGGGGGCAGCUCUCGGCUUGGCGGGGCAGGCUCUGCCGGCCUGUCCGCCUCUGCCCUCGUCUCCCUGAAGCCUCAAAGGGGACUGCGUGCUCUGCAGGCCGGCGGUCACCGACGCGAGGCUCUGACCGGCCCCAACUCCCCUCGCCCACCCCCUUGGCCCUGGCGCCGCUCCUCACCUGCCUUCCACCGGAGCCUCUCGGCCGAGACGGAGAUGCGAGCCUGUGGUGGACGAUGACCGCGGUGUACGCGCAUGGAGGCGGCCUGGUGACCCCCCACUACGCCCGGUGGGAUCGGCGGGAGAGCGUGGAAAGCGGCAAGGACGAGGAGCACGGGCAGCCCCGCCGGCUGACGCCCUUUGAGAAGCUGACGCAGGACCUGUCCCAAGAUGAGAAGGUGCUGAGGGAGAUCACGCUGGGGAAACGGAUUGGCUUCUACCGGAUCCGAGGGGAGAUCGGCAGCGGGAACUUUUCCCAAGUCAAGCUCGGGAUUCACUCCCUAACCAAAGAAAAGGUGGCCAUUAAGAUCCUGGACAAGACCAAGCUAGACCAGAAAACCCAAAGGCUACUAUCCCGUGAAAUUUCCAGCAUGGAAAAACUGCACCAUCCCAACAUCAUCCGUCUGUACGAAGUUGUGGAGACCCUAUCCAAGCUCCACUUGGUCAUGGAGUAUGCAGGGGGUGGGGAACUCUUUGGAAAAAUUAGCACCGAAGGGAAGCUCUCAGAGCCGGAAAGCAAGCUCAUCUUCUCCCAGAUUGUGUCUGCUGUGAAGCACAUGCACGAGAACCAAAUUAUUCAUAGAGACCUGAAGGCAGAAAACGUAUUUUAUGCCAAUAAUACCUGCGUGAAGGUGGGUGACUUUGGAUUCAGCACCGUAAGUAAAAAAGGCGAAAUGCUCAACACCUUCUGCGGGUCGCCCCCCUACGCCGCGCCCGAGCUUUUCCGGGACGAGCAUUACGUGGGCGUUUACGUGGACAUCUGGGCGCUGGGGGUGCUGCUGUACUUCAUGGUGACGGGCACCAUGCCCUUCCGGGCAGAGACCGUGGCCAAGCUGAAGAAGAGCAUCCUGGAGGGCGCGUACAGUGUGCCCCCGCACGUGUCGGCGCCCUGCCUCCGCCUCAUCCGCGGGGUCCUCCAGCCGGUGCCCGCCGACAGGCACGGCAUCGACUCCAUCAUGAGCAACGAGUGGAUGCAGGGGGUGCCGUACCCCACCCCUCUGGAGCCUUUCCAGCUGGACCCCAAACAUCUGUCUGAAACCGGCACCCUCAAAGAAGAAGAAAAUGAGGUCAAAAGCGCUCUAGAACAUUUGGGUAUUACGGAAGAGCACAUCCGCAACAACCAAGGGAGAGACGCCCGGAGCUCCAUCACGGGCGUCUACCGGAUCGUCCUGCACAGAGUGCAAAGGAAGAAGGCUUUGGAAAGCGUCCCGAUAAUGCUGCUGCCGGACCCUAAAGAAAGGGACCUAAAGAAAGGGUCCCGUGUCUAUAGAGGCAUAAGACACACAUCUAAAUUUUGUUCAAUUUUAUAAAUUGCGUUAAACUCCUGGUCAUUAUCCAAGAGCAUUGUUGCUGCUUUUAAAUUUUUUCAUGGACAACUUGGGUGGAGACAUUUUUGUAAUGUUUAAAUAAAUUUAAAUUUAAGAUAUGCAUUUCCCCCCCUUCCAACCAAGUCUAGAUUUGCUCUCUUGUUCUUAACCUCGAGCAGUCAUUCAUUUGUUUAAUCAAGAAAUAUUUACCCAGAGCCUCCUAUGGGCCAGGCACUCUUCCAGGUGUGGAGGAAAGAGCGAGCAGUGGGACGGGCUGGGCCCUUGCUCCCCUGUGCAGGAUGUUCCAGAGCUGGACAAAGGCACUGACGGAAAACCAUGUAAGUACAGCGCGAGAUAGUGACAGCCGCUCCUGCCAACCCCACGUUAGGGGCCUUGUCGUCAGCGUGUUUGGGUGCAUCUACACUGUUUUUCCUAACUUAGGCCACAGUGUCCCAGUCUGCUCCUAUUCAGGCUCUGACUUUGAUCCAGAACUGUCAGGACAGUGUUUCAUCCCAUCUGCAGCUCAGCCAACCGCCCGGUUAGACCCCAGGCCUCUUUCUGGUACUUUUCCCUGGGCUGCGGGAGGUCAGGCUCUCCUCAACCCCAGCCCCAGUGGGCCUUGAGGUGGGAGUUGGCUCACCUAGGCCUGUAUUUUUACCCCAGGCUUCCCAAGCAGUUAAUAAAAACUAGCCAAGCGCACAGUCUUUCUCACGGGCCCCUGCUGGUCAAGCGCCACGGGUACUGGGAGAGCCCGCCAGCCCUUGUCCGCCUGCACCGAGACAGGAGUCUGGGUGGCCAUCAUGCUGUUCCCACACGCCGGGGCCAGUCAGCGUCUGCUCAGCAACAGCCCCUUAUGUCCUGUUGUUAACAAAUUACUACGAGUGUCGCUGCUUAAGCAACGUGAAUUACUAUCUGACAGUUCUGAGGUAGAAACAAGUCCACAUCAGGUCUCCCCGGUGCUAAGACCAAGGUGGCAUCAGGGCUGGGUUCCUUUUUGCAGGAUCUAGAGAAGAAUCCAUUUCCUCGCUGUGUGUGCUUCUAGAGGCUGCCCACGUUCCUUGGCUCAUGAUCGCCCUCCUCCUUCUGCAAAGCCAGCAGUGUUGCAUCUCUCUGGCCCUCGAUCUACAGUCAUAUCUCCCUCUGAUCGCAUUUGCUUUUGCCAAGUAAGGUAACAUAGUCACAAGUUCCAGAGGUAGUCAUCUUCAAGGAUGGCGGGGCUGGGGGCAGGGGGGCUGGUGUCGAAUGGCUACAACAUUUUGCCGACUACAGAUGGCAGUGGUGCUGAUUGCUUUGACAGGUGAGUAAACCAGCUCCAAUCUAUCCUGAGGAUCUGCACUGUAGAGCUGUUCUGGGUACCGACUGUCUUUGCCUGGAUUCUAAAAAAAGCCUGAGACAAAAGCUUACAUGCAACUGACCUAUUUGGGAAAUGAUCCCAGGAUGCAGAAGGUGUGCAGGAGUUACACAGAAAAGAGGGAAGCCAUGGGCAACGGGUAGUCGAUCUCCAAGAGGAACCUCUGGAAUGCUGCUCAGAACUGUCUACCCAAGGGAUGAAAGGAGGAAACACUUAACCGCCAGCCAAAUGUCCACCAUUGGUUAAGGGUGGUUCCAUGGGAACUGUACCAAGUGAAUUCUGUGGGAAUCUUGCAGUGAAGGUACAGUGGAAGGUAUAUAGCAGGAAUCCAAAGGAAGGUGCUGGGUAUUCUCUGAGAUCCUGGUCGAAGACUGAAUGGAAACAGUUGCUAGACCUGUGGCUGGAGCUGAGGGCAGGCCAGAGAGCAUCUGAUAUGGGGCCCAGGGGUUUGGAUACAUAAACCAAAGGCUCUAAGGCUAAACGAACGAACUGGGCACAUGUGAGGAAUGGAGAAGACAGGGUAGAUGAAAACACUGUAAACCUUGGGGAGUGUGGUACUGACUUGAAGUAGGCAGAGAACAGAUACCCUAGGCAGUUGCAAGCCUAUUUGAAUAAUAAAUUUGACACACAGGACAAAAUGUGCUCACUGCAGAGUAAGGCGGUCCAGUCAGCCUUCAAGGAGGAAGCAGCUCUCGAGAUGAGGCCCCAAAGUUCAACAAAGUUUGCUAAGAUGGGUUGGAAGUGCUAGUUUAACAGCAUCUGGAAGGCAAGGAGGCACGGGAUGCUUUUGCAAAAUUAGUCUAACAAAACUGUUAUUCUCUUUUUAAUUAUAGGUGCAUAUGCAAUGAUGAAAUAGGACAAAGAUGAAUUCCUUGUUUUUUUACUUCUAAAUAUUUAAAAUGAAAACUUGUUUCUUAUUAAAAGCUGAAGCCCUGAUGAUCUAUAAAUUUCCUGAGGAUUGGUAUCCAUAAUUUUCAGCAUCAAAUUACUACCUUUAUAAUAAUUUUUUGUGGGGGAGAGGAAUCAUAGGUCAACUAACUAUUCACUUUGACCACCAAUCAGGGAAAAAAAAUGAAGAACUCAGGGUUUAACUAAAAGUAGUUGCUAGAUUUCUUCCCAUUCAGCUGAUGAUGUACUGUAAGUUGGCUAAUUGAACAUAGUAAUAAAUAAUAAAAAAAAAAAGUAGUGGCUAGAAAUUUUAAAGAAAGUGUUAAUUUUUAUGUCAAGAUUACCUAGCCCUAAAUUAUUUAAAGAUCUUGUUACGUUCCGUGCUUUACUGACCCCUUUAGUGUUUCUCUCUACAACAUUUCAAGGAGACAUGACAUGAAGUGUUUCAAUUGAGUCACAGGAGUAUCAAAAGCAGCUGUUUGCAUCUGUUUGAGUAUUAUCUCCUGUGAAUCUUAAACUUAUUCAUUAGUAUUCAUAAAAACAAAAGCCAAAAUGUUAAACAAAAAAAUUAAGUGCCCAAAUAGAGCACAAAUUCCAACAAACAUUAAUUAGCAUGGAAGAAUUUGCAAAAAUGACCUUACAGAAAGAACACUAGCCCGUUUUCUAAAUGACCCAGAGGGACAGACUCUCUUGAAAAUAAAUUAUCACUAAGUAUUGAAUCUACACAUGACAUGAUGGUAUGAGCUGAACUGGGCUAGAAGAUAAUCAGGGUUAAUUCCUAAUUCAUACAAUCCUGAGAGUGGAUGGGGCUCUUAGAGGUAAUUAGUCCAGAGUUCCCGCCACUGCAAAAACUCUAAAACCCCUGGGAGCACCAGCAACAUGGGGCUCUUAGGGGCACCCAGGUGGCUCGGCUGGGUGAGUGUCCAAUGCUUGAUUUUGGCUCAGGUCAACAUCUCAUGCGGUCAUGGGAUCGAGCCCCAGUCAGGCUCUACACUCAGUUGGGUUCUGCUUGAGAGUCUCCCUCUCCCUCUCCCCUGCUCAUGCUCGCUCUCCCUUUCAAAUAAAUCAAUCUUAAAACAUGUGGCUCUUAGGUUGGAGGCUCUUGCUGAUAAUAAGUCAUUCUAUAUGGACUCUUAAAUUUGCUUUUAAUCUUUAAUUGGUAACUCUUAAUCUUAGGUUGCUUUUAGGAAAACCUAGUAAUUCUCUUCAUAAAUAUUUAUGGCAAAGUUUAUUUUUUCUUUUUUUAAAGAUUUUAUUUAUUUGACAGAGAGAGAUCCCAAAUAGGCAGAGAGGCAGGCAGAGAGAGAGGAGGAAGCAGAGAGCCCGACGUGGGACUUGAUCCCAGGACCCCGAGAUCAUGACCCGAGCCGAAGGCAGAGACUUAACCCACUGAGCCACCCAGGUGCCCCUAUGGCGAAGUUUAUAUAUGUUUACUACCCGAUUUGGGAGCUAAUGUCUGUGUCUGAAGUGUAAGAAUAAUAAAUUCUCAGUAUAAAUUCUUCUAUACUAGAUGAAUAGCUCCUUGAAGGCAAAACCAUAUGUCUUAAAGCUCUUUUAAUCCAGAGUGCCUUGCUUAUAUCAGGUUUUCAAAUGUUUGCGGAAUGAUGAGUGAAUACGGGUGCCUGGGUGGCUCAGUCAGUUAAGCGGCUGCCUUCAGCUCAGGUCCUGAUCCCAGGGUCCUGGGACAGAGCCCACUCUCAGCGUAGAGCAUGCUUCUCCCUCUCCCACUUCCCCUGCUUGUGCUCUGUCAAAGAAAUAAAAUUUUACCCCCAAAAAGAUAAAUGAGUGAAUAAAUGAACAGAAAU
Molecule: messenger RNA, 6500 nt
Organism: Mustela lutreola (European mink)
Lineage: Eukaryota; Metazoa; Chordata; Mammalia; Carnivora; Mustelidae
Gene: NIM1K
Product: NIM1 serine/threonine protein kinase
Exons: 6
Coding region: 1167-2459 (430 amino acids)
Biological process (GO): intracellular signal transduction; microtubule cytoskeleton organization; protein phosphorylation
Cellular component (GO): cytoplasm
Molecular function (GO): tau-protein kinase activity; protein serine/threonine kinase activity; ATP binding
Source: RefSeq, a predicted model, not a curated record